Messenger RNA from Closterium sp. Naga37s-1, 1845 nucleotides. Lineage: Eukaryota; Viridiplantae; Streptophyta; Zygnematophyceae; Desmidiales; Closteriaceae. The record is from the annotation of a GenBank genome assembly.
AUGAUUUUUAAUCGAGCCGCCACGCAGCAGCAGCCAACGAAUGCGGCGAACGAUUUAGCGACAGCUCCUUCCGAGGCUGCUUUCCAGCUUCGGGGAUCAGCGUCGGAUGAAGGCUCGGUAGUAGGCGAUACCCGGGCCGCGUCUGGUGACGGAAGCGAGGCGAUUAAAGACCUAUCGGGUCCGCCGGUCCUGUGCUGGGAGCGCGUGGGCGGAUCCACUAAGGCGUAUGUAGCGAAUGAGAUCGGCGGGGGAGGGGAUGGCACGGAGGGGGCGGGGAGGGGCCGCAAGGGGCGGCGGAGAAAGCCGUUUUUUAUCCAGGACGUGGGGGAGCGCGCAGACGCGGUUAUGGAGCUAACCGAUUUUUUCAAGACGAAUUUCCUGCCCGAGGGGUUUCCGGACAGCGUAGCUCCGUCGUUCGUGCCGUACAUGCGAUGGCGCGCCUUGCAGUAUUUCUUCGGCGGAGCGAUGGGCGUCUUCACCACGCGCUCCUUGCUGCACGCCUUGGGAGUGUCGCGCGGCGCGGGCGGCGGCGGCGCGGCGGCGAGCGCGCUGGCGGUGAACUGGGUGCUCAAGGACGGCGCGGGGCGGCUCGGGAAGAUGCUGUUCGCCCGCCACGGGAAGCGGUUCGACUGCGACCUGAAACAGAUGCGCUUUCUGAGCAACAUGCUGCUUGAUUUCGGCUGCUGUGUCGAGCUCUGCACCAUGGCCGCCCCCAAGUUCUUCCUCCCACUCGCCUGUGUCGCCAAUGUGUUCAAGAACAUUGGGGCCGUGACCAACACAUCGACCCGAGCGCCCAUCUACAAGGCGUUUGCGCGGCGGGAGAACAUUGGAGACAUCACGGCCAAAGGGGAGAGCAUUAGUAACCUCGCUGACCUGAUGGGCACAGGAGCCGGCAUUCUCAUUGCGAGGAGCAACCCUCACCUUGCCGCCACCUUUGCUCUCCUUUCCUGCGGCUACCUCUUUGCAUCGUUCAACGAGGUCAAGUCCGUGCAAGUACCCACGCUCAACCGCGCUCGCUUUGCCGUGGCAGUGCGCUCCUUCCUGGAAACGGGGCAGGUGCCUUCCCUAGCAGAGGCCAACGCCAGGGAGCGCAUCCUCGUGCUGCCGUGGGCUGUGGAUCGACCCCUUGAGCUGGGAGCACGCGUGGCAGACGCAUUCAGGAGUCCCUCUGACGUGCUCGCAUCACAGGCCAUCUUCAAGGACGAGCAGUACAUUGUGACGUACCUUCCGAGCCACCGGAGGGCGUACGUCGUCCUCAAGGAAGGAGCCAAAUCAAGGGACGUGGUGCGGGCGGCCUUCCAGACGCACGUGCUGCUGCACCUGCUGCACCAAUGGCGGCAGGACACCUGUCAGCAACCCCUGCUGACUCACCACCUUUCUCCUGGAAACUCUCCCAAAGUCCAAACUCCUGGCAGCUUCAACCCAGCGGCCCUUUCCCCAACAGCCCUGACCAGCAGCUCCCCAGGUCGGUGGGCACCCAAGGAAAUCAGUCCCAAGGGCCCUCGCGCGUGGCAAAGGUCCCUCACAUCUGCAGAGGUGGAGCGGGCAGUGUCGGAGAGUCUUGAGCUCACGCGAACCCUGUUUGGGACGUUUGAGGAGCGGGCUGCUGCAGAGGGAUGGACCAUGGCGGAUUCGCUGCUCAACCCUGGAAAGGCCCGGGUGCUGUCUGGUCCCCCAACUGCACGGAUAGUGCAUGCUGCUGCUGUACCUUCUGCUGCAGCUGCUGCUGGUAGUGUUGCUGGUGGCGGGGUUGCCUCCACUGAUGGUUCUGCAGGUCUCACUCUCCCUCCACUCUCUGCCUCUGGCCGGGUUGCGCUCAAGCCCUUUGCAGGUGCUGCUGCUUAG